UUCCCCACCUUCAUCGAGAGGUAAACAUGUCUGCCAAUUCUUGUGAGGUCGAUUUCAGCAGGCUAAAAUUGUUGAUCAUGCCACAACGAAUUCAAAAACGUCGCCUGGAAACAAUAAAAAUAGCAGCAAAGAAGAGAGGCGUGCAAACUGUGAGCGAAUUAAGCACUGAGGUGACCCAUAUCGUGACUGAGUUUGAGACAGUGGAGCAAGUUGUCAGAGCACUGAAGAAGGACAACGUUGCGACACUUGGUGAUGUGGAAAUUGUUUCCCUAACAUGGCUCACGGAGUGCUUCAAGGCAGGGAAAGUCAACGUAGCCACAGAAGCCUACAGGCUCAAGCAUGAGACAUUGGAAUCCGCCGAUAAUGGUAAUGAGCCUGAAGGGAACACCAGUUUACUUCCAGAGUGGGCGUGUCAGAGGGACACACCUCUAGAACACCACAACCAUCAUUUAACUGCUGGUAUCGAGACACUACAGCUUUACUCUGAGUUACGAGAUCUGGACCAGGACUACAGUCGGGCAUUGGCAUUCCGCAGGGCAUCGUGUGUGCUCAAGUGUCUGCCCUUCAAAGUGACAGACGUCUCCCAGAUAAGCAACAUCAAGGAUGUCGGGGAUCAUGUCAAGAGAGUUGUAAAGGACAUCCUAGAAGAUGGAUCUUCUGCAGAGGUUGAUCAAAUUAAUAAUGGUGAAUGGUUUAACAAGAUGAAGCUGUUUACUGCUGUGUUUGGUGUGGGCCCUUCCACCGCCAAGAAGUGGAUUGAGAGAGGAUGGACAUCCAUUCAGGAUGCUGCUUGGGUGGAGGCUUUGUCCAAAGACUGGAGAGUCAGAUGGGGGCUGGCGUUCCAUGAAGAACUGCAGUCAAGGGUGGAGAGACCAGAGGCUGACAACUUCACGGCCAUGGUGAGAGCUGAAGCUCAGAGCAUCCUUCCCGGCACAACAGUCGAACUCACUGGUGGCUUUAGAAGGGGCAAGAAGACGGGUCACGAUGUGGAUCUGCUCAUCUCCCACCCACGGGAAGGAGCGGAGGUGGGGCUCCUGCCCCGACUACUGAAACAGCUGGAGAAGCGAGGAUUUAUUCUGUGUGGUAGUCAUGAAAGGAACUCUUUCACCGAAGAUGUUCUCAAACAGGAUUUCAAACUCAGUCUGCGUGGACAGCUAGACCAUUUUGAGAAGUGGCUUGGGAUUUGUAAAUUUCCCAAACAAUUCGCGACCACCCAAAAAGGACAUGAUGAUGUACAGGAAGUAGCAGGUAAGACUGACGUUUGUAGCAAACUGUCUGGAAGUGUGGAAGAGGAUUAUGAGCCUAAAGUCAAGCUACGGAAACUUGGUUGUGUGGGCGAGUGCCCCCGGAGUGUUGCGAGUGAGGAAAGAGACUGGCUUGCCAGGAGGGUAGACCUGAUUGUGGCACCCCAUAGUCAGUAUUACUACGCUCUGGUGGGGUGGACAGGCAGCAAGCACUUCAACAGAGACCUGAGGCUGUACGCGACACGGGUGCUGGAGAUGAAACUCACGUCUCAUGGACUGUACAACAUCAGCCAGGGUAGUAUGGUACCGGCCAGCAGUGAGAAGGAAGUGUUUGACAACAUGAAGAUACCUUACAGGGAGCCGGCACAGAGAAACUGCUGAGUCAGCAUCAACAAUGCUGAAAGUCCCUUGCAGGGAUGUACUGCCUUGGCCUCUCAGGGGAGGGGCAUCUCAGGGAGAAGGAAAUUUCCCAGAUCAGUUCCAGGCAUGGAAAAUGGAGGUCUGAGCUGGACCACUGUGACUGAUUUGGCAUCUACUUGUGCAUCCUUUCUCAUAUCGUAUUUGCAUUGGACACGCUAGUUUGAGAAUGGUGAAAAACCAGACUGUUCCUGCAUCCUGACAUCAUAAACCAGAUUUUUGUUGUCAGAACAUUUUGAAUGAAAUAGGGAUUUUUUCAAUUCUUAUAAUUGGUAUGUCUGAGUGCAUAAGAAGACUGUUCACUACUAUUAAUUUAUUAUAUGUUUGUUGGUUGUUUUUGUCAUUGUCAAAUACUGUCAGAUGUUUGAUAUAUUUUGUCAUAAUAACACAAGGUCUAAUACAGUAUAGCCAGUAA
This is a messenger RNA of Haliotis rufescens (red abalone), 2076 nucleotides long. RefSeq names its product DNA nucleotidylexotransferase-like. Gene Ontology annotation, biological process: double-strand break repair via nonhomologous end joining. The coding region runs from base 27 to 1625 and encodes 532 amino acids. NCBI's taxonomy places the organism in Eukaryota, Metazoa, Mollusca, Gastropoda, Lepetellida, Haliotidae. The transcript is spliced from 9 exons. The record is from RefSeq and is a predicted model, not a curated record. Gene Ontology annotation, molecular function: DNA-directed DNA polymerase activity; DNA binding. Gene Ontology annotation, cellular component: nucleus.